UACCAAGCGUCCAAAGUAUACCAAAUCACGGCGCGAGCGGGGAACGAAAACUUACCAACCUACCUUGGGCUGCGACACGACAACCCCCAAUCGGCAAACCCAAUUCGAUCCACGGCGGCCAAAGGACCAGCAUGAGGUCGGAAAACCCCCCGACAGCGACAUGAAAUUGUUGUUUAGGAGGGCGGCGACAGUUGGCGCCUGCCGCCUGCCGAGGGCCGUCGGCAUCAGUCGCGUCAGUCGCUGCUUCAGGUCAACGACAACGACAAUAACAGCCCGAGCACCAACCGUGUCGUCGGCACGCAAUGUUGGAAGAGGGAGAGGGGAAUUCGGGUCCCUACGUGAAGAGCUCGACAAUGAUAAGGAAACGCCGCGCCGCAACCGGCAGCCCAAACCGUCCAGCAAGCGAAACUAUGAGCUGCUCCAAGCCUUCAUCUUGUCCCGCCUCACCUCGAUUCUCGAAACUGCCCAGCAGACGGGCGGCAAUGGCAUCCAGCUCGCGUCCUUUGGUGUCACAAGCGUACAGCAGUUAAAAGCCGAGGCGAACCUGUUCCGGGCCGCCAUCAACAAGUCAUUUGCCUUGGCCAUCGAACGCGGCGUGACGGGCCGCCACGAGAAUCCCCUCUUCUGGAACCUACGCUACGCCUUCAUCAAGUACGACGCCCCCGGAAUGACCACGGAGCUCAAGCAUUCCUUCCAGACCUUCCUGCUGCGCUCCGCCUUCCCCAAGGCCCUCGUCGAGAAGCACACCGAGAUCGCCGACAUGCGCUUCCCCUACGAGUGGUUCCCCGCCUCCCGCAUGCUGCAGCGUACCAUCCACCUCCACGUCGGCCCAACAAACUCGGGCAAGACGUACAAUGCUCUCAAGGCCCUCGAGGCGGCCAAGACAGGCGUCUACGCCGGCCCCCUGCGGCUGUUGGCUCACGAGAUCUACUCGCGUUUCAACGCCAAAGGUAAGCCCUGCGCCCUAGUCACGGGCGAGGAGCAGAGGAUACCCGAGAAUGUCGACGACUAUUUUGUGAGCUGCACCGUCGAGAUGUCGCCGCUCAACAGGGUUGUCGACGUGGCCGUCAUCGACGAGAUCCAGAUGAUAGCCGACGAUUAUCGGGGCUGGGCAUGGACGCAGGCCUUCCUCGGCUUGCAGGCCAAGGAGCUGCAUCUGUGCGGAGAGGAGCGCGCCGUCGACCUCAUCCAAGAAUUGUGCGCCAGGACCGGCGACAAGUGCAUCGUACACCACUACGAGCGGCUAAACCCCCUAAAGACCAUGGGGAGAAGCUUGCGCGGCGACUUCAGAAAUCUCGAAAACGGCGACGCCGUCGUGUCUUUUUCUCGGGUUAACAUCCACGCCCUGAAGCAGUCGAUUGAGCAAAAGACGGGCCAUCGAUGCGCCAUCGUUUACGGCUCGCUGCCGCCCGAGACGAGAGCCCAGCAGGCAGCCCUGUUCAACGACCCGAACAACAACUACAAUUACCUGGUGGCUAGCGACGCCAUCGGUAUGGGCUUGAACCUCGAGAUCAAGCGCGUCGUCUUUGAAGCGGCAUCCAAGUUUGACGGCAUGGGACACCGAAGCCUGACCGUCUCCGAGAUCAAGCAGAUUGGCGGUCGCGCUGGCCGCUACAAGACGGCCAGAGGAGAAAUCGCAGACGCGGAAAAAGCAAAAUCGAAGGCAGCAGCAUCCCAGUCAAACGGAGACGCCGGCCCCGUCGUAGUGGCGGCCCAGUCGCCGCCGGCCCAUAUCAAAUCAAUCGGCUACGUCACGUCACUGCUCGAGGAAGAGCUUCCUGCCAUACAGGAGGCCUUCAAAUCGACUGCUAAGCCCCUGAAAAGGGCGGGCAUCAUGCCUCCAUCCUUCUUGAUUGAGAAGUUUGCCGCGACAUUCUCUCCAAAGACGCCCCUGAGCUUUAUCCUGACGCGGCUCCGGGAGUUGUCGAGGGUUUCUGAGCUGUUUGAAAUAUGCCAGCUCAAAGACACGGUCGCGAUUGCCGACUUCAUUCACGAAUUCGACCUGACGAUGCAGGACCGCUGUAUCUUCUUGAGCGCACCUUGCGAAUUGCGGACGCCUAGUCAGGUCAGAACCCUCAAGGCGUUUGCGAGGUGCGUGGCCGAACUAAAGGGCGGGCACUUGCUAGAUAUUCCCGAGAUUGAUCUAGACGCGCUCCUACCGACCAGGACUCCAAACCUAACGCAACUAGAGGGCCUCCACAAGGACAUCACGCUCUAUCUGUGGCUCUCGUAUCGGUUCAGGGGAAUCUUUACCAGCCAACAUCUCGCAUUCCACGUCAAGUCGCUAGUCGAGGCGAAGAUCAACGAAGCGCUCGAGGGGCUUCACUGGAGGUUCAACUCCCUCGCCCAGAGGCGGAAGAUGGUGAAACGCUACACAAAGAUGCAGCAGAAGAGGGAAUCCAUGUUCAUGAGCGAAGAAGAGAUCGACGACGUGCUGGAAGGCAUAGAGGUGCCUCUGUUUGAGGGCGAAGCAGAGGCUGGCGCCUUCGAGGCCGAGGUCGACAGUGUAGUGCCCAGGGAUGAUGGACCCCGCAAAAAGGCCGUACCCGCGUAACUGCCCGCGGCGUGAGUGCGCCGCGGUAGCGAUCUGUUUACCAUACCCCCUACGUCGGGGACUGUAAAGAUAUGGUCAGGUCAUUUGUAUGAACAGGAUCAAAGUAUAUAGUAAAAUAUACUGACACAUAUGGAGUGGGUGGGGUUGGCUAGGGUUUGGGAUACAUGUUUGCUUUACAACUCCCAUAACUACGUAUAUCAUUUACCGUGUAAACACCCGUGAAUUUAGAG
Molecule: messenger RNA, 2784 nt
Organism: Lasiosphaeria miniovina
Lineage: Eukaryota; Fungi; Ascomycota; Sordariomycetes; Sordariales; Lasiosphaeriaceae
Exons: 2
Coding region: 161-2554 (797 amino acids)
Biological process (GO): RNA catabolic process; mitochondrial RNA 3'-end processing
Cellular component (GO): mitochondrial degradosome
Molecular function (GO): RNA helicase activity; ATP binding; hydrolase activity, acting on acid anhydrides
Source: RefSeq, a predicted model, not a curated record